This is a messenger RNA of Lobosporangium transversale, 969 nucleotides long. RefSeq lists its product as hypothetical. NCBI's taxonomy places the organism in Eukaryota, Fungi, Mortierellomycota, Mortierellomycetes, Mortierellales, Mortierellaceae. The record is from RefSeq and is a predicted model, not a curated record. The transcript has 6 exons. Bases 1 to 969 code for a protein of 322 amino acids.
AUGAAAGCCUCCACUCAGUUCUUAGCCAUAUGUGCUAUUACAUUUCCUGCUACUGCCAUGGCAACGCCUCCGGUGUCUAAGAGGAUAACUGAUGGGUCUAAAGUCCUUGGUUGUUUCGUGAACACUUUCAUUAAAGGCGAACAGGCAUGGACAUCAGAAUGUGCUACGGCUGCAGCGACCGAUUUCGGUCUGGCCCAAGGGAUCAGCAUCGACGAUCUGAGUAUUGAUUACACGAACACUGACCCGAUGACUCUGGGGUUUUCUUCAUCAAGCUUCAAUAUAAGAUUGGCCUCGCUUCCUAAAAUGACUUGGCCUAUAGUAAAGACUGCUGGUCGCAUCACUCUCAUUGAUGACGGCAUCGCAAUCGCAGAGUUUGAGGCCCAAACACUCCUACGAAGGCCAAAGGCAACGUUGUCAAAGCUUCGGUCCUCUCAUACAUUCGCCUUCCGUGGGAAUGUUACAUUCGAGCUCCCUGGCAUUCCGUUCUUUGGUGGAUUCAAUGGUGCUGCUCUUUCUCCUGCCUUACCAAAGAUUUUAACUGCCACCAACGUUGGUUUUUCGUCACUCACCACUUUGCGUGGUGCUAAUAACUUUCCAAUGAAGUUUAUGAAUCUAGUGAGCCUCAACAAGGAUACUGCUACGGGUAUCACCAAAAUGAUAUAUACAGUCAAGGUUCAAAACCCCUCGCAGCUGAACUUGAAAAUGGGGGAUUGCAAGUUCAAUCUGCUUAAUGCCAAUGGAGACUUGGUAGGAGCCCUUGAGUCCCCGAACCUAGCCCUGGAUAUGGGCGACAACGUUGUGGUAAUGACCAUAACAUCUACUGACCCUGGUUUCUAUACUAUGGUGACAACCAAGAGCAAUACAUUCACCAUGGCAGGUUUUAAGGGCUCCGUCAUAAAUCCUAUCCUGGCUAAAGCAAUACAUGGCUUUAGGGCUCCAAUUACGAUCCCCAGAAUUGUAGUUGCAUAA